AGAGAGAGAGAGAGAGAGAGAGAGAGAGAGAUUAAAGAGAGAUCGAGAGAGAUCGAGGGAAAGAAAAAAGGGUAUAACCUCCCUCAGCUCCCCAAAUCAUAACAGAGCUUCGCUUAUUAAAGAGAGAGAGAGAGAGAGAGAGAGAGAUUAAAGAGAGAUCAAGAGAGAUCGAGGGAAAGAAAAAAGGGUAUAACCUUCCUCAGCUCCCCAAAUCAUAACAGAGCUUCGCUUAUUAAACACCAAACCCCAUGAACACUUUGUAAUUUUGAAUUAGUUUUCUCUACUUGUAUAUUUUUUAUAUAUACUCACUUAAUUUCGUUUCAGUCUUUUCCUUCUGCGAGCUAGUAUUAGUAUUACUGCGCUUUCUUAAUUUUAUUCAAUAUUCUCUCUUUCUUCUUUGUUCUUAGUUGAUUCUUUCAAUCAAGCUUACGGGUUUUUGCAUCUGUUUCUUAUUCUCUCCACUAAUCUCAUCUCACCACUUCUCCAUCGUCUGAUCAUCUAAUUUGGCCUGCACUUCAUCACCCGUGUAACUCAAUCUCUAAUGGGUUCCUCACAUCACCAAUUAAUUCAAUCUAAUUCUCUAUCUUCUCCCCAAGUUCUCUGAUCAACUUCUACUACUCUCUCCUACUAGGUUGCACAAGCUUCCUUCGCUUCUUUUGCUUCUUGUUUUUCUUUUUUUUUUUUCGUCUUGAUGAGCUGUCUGCAUCAUAUAGCUUUGGCUUGGUGAUCUCAAACUGUGAAACAAGUUAAACAGGGCAAAUUGACGAGCUUGUCUUUAUAUAGUCUUCUUUAGUUUUAAUUUCCUCCUUGUUAUACUUUCCCUGAAUUUGAUCAUCAAUUGUCACUCUGGCGAACCCCUGGUGGAGUGGUAAUUUGGGGUUACCGGGCAUGGACCCGGUAGCCACCAAUUCAUCAACGCUGAACAAGCAGCGCGGCCUUGAAAUCUCUAUAAACGAAAACAGCGGCAGAAGCAGCGGCAGAGACGAGGAUGACGACAGAGACCAUACUGAGCCCAAAGAAGGUGCGGUCGAGAUUGGAUCCCGCCGGCCAAGAGGCCGCCCUCCAGGAUCCAAAAACAAGCCCAAACCUCCCAUCUUCGUCACCCGUGAUAGCCCCAACUCCCUCCGCAGCCAUGUCAUGGAGGUGGCCAGCGGCACUGACGUGGCGGAGAGCGUGGCGCAGUUCGCUAGGCGGCGGCAGAGAGGCAUGUGUAUUCUUAGCGGGAGUGGCUCGGUCGCCAACGUAACCCUAAGACAACCUGCGGCUCCAGGAGCUGUGGUGGUGCUUCAUGGGAGGUUUGAGAUUUUGUCUCUGAGUGGGGCGUUCCUUCCUGGUCCCGCCCCUCCCGGGUUUACUGGGCUGACGGUUUACUUAGCCGGCGGGCAGGGGCAGGUGGUUGGGGGCAGUGUGAUGGGGUCACUAGUGGCAGCAGGGCCAGUGAUGGUGAUGGCAGCAACAUUUGCAAAUGCUACUUAUGAGAGGUUGCCUCUUGAGGAGGAUGAGGAGGGUGGAGGAGGUGGAGGAGGCCAUAAUAAUGGAGGUUCCCCAACUGGUGGUGGGAGCAGUGGAACCCAGUUGGGGAGUGGGGGGCAUCAUCAUCAGCAGCAGCAACUCCCUGAUCCUUCAUCUGGACUUCCAAAUAUUUACAGCUAUCAUCUGCCUCCAAAUCUGAUCCCUAAUGGUGGCCAUGGACAGCUUGGGCAUGAGGCGUAUGCUAAUUGGGCGCAUUCAUGACUACCUUUCUAGGAAAAAGUGAGAAGAAACUGAAGAGGUGGGAGGAUUUGUAUUUUGUUGUAUUGAAAUAUAAAUUUUAGAAACAAGAUUAAAAAGUGAGAGAUGUGAA
This is a messenger RNA of Malus domestica (apple), 1843 nucleotides long. Its product is annotated as AT-hook motif nuclear-localized protein 20-like. Gene Ontology annotation, molecular function: DNA-binding transcription factor activity; minor groove of adenine-thymine-rich DNA binding. Lineage: Eukaryota; Viridiplantae; Streptophyta; Magnoliopsida; Rosales; Rosaceae. Gene Ontology annotation, cellular component: nucleus. The record is from RefSeq and is a predicted model, not a curated record.